This is a messenger RNA of Dicentrarchus labrax (European seabass), 4697 nucleotides long. RefSeq names its product splicing factor SWAP (gene sfswap). Gene Ontology annotation, molecular function: RNA binding. Gene Ontology annotation, biological process: RNA processing; mRNA 5'-splice site recognition. Bases 1327 to 4014 code for a protein of 895 amino acids. The record is from RefSeq and is a predicted model, not a curated record. NCBI's taxonomy places the organism in Eukaryota, Metazoa, Chordata, Actinopteri, Moronidae. The transcript has 19 exons.
UGUGAGUGACAGUGAUAAAUACGCCGACCUGCUGGUGUUCGGCUAUGCCUGCAAACUGUUUCCAGACGACGAAAGGGCUCUUUACCACGAGCAAGGAAAACAUCUUAUUCCGUGGAUGGGGGACAAGAGCAUCAUGAUUGAUAGGUCGGUUGAACAAACUUAGACCGAAACAUUAUGCUAACCAUCUAUCCUGUCCGUUAGCCUGUUUCAAAAUUCAAGGGACCACUUGGAGUUUGUCUUGCAGAAGCUUGGAAAUACCUGCUACUGGCGACGAAUGUUUUAUUUCUUGCCUGCUAACUUGUUUUUUGGAUGUCCUGAACUGACAACAAAUGGUAUCUGACGUUUCUAGAUUAACAUGCGAAGAUGCAACCCCGCUGUCAGUUUUUUUUGCUAACAUUAGCCAUGAUGCUGAACUAUCAGUAUUCACUCAGUUGCCAAUUGUUUAGGCACACCAGCUAAAAGUACCGCAGUUUAAUACAUCAUUAAUACAAAUAGUCGAGGCAAAUUGAAUUGAAACUACUGUAAAAACGUUUAAACAAAAGAUCAACAUUAUAAUCUUUACUAAGGUAUGAUUUAUUACAGUCUGCAUUAGUUUGUGUACCUCCUAAACUGGCGAUAGGGUGUAUUUUAGACACAAAAAAAAGACAUUUAAAUUCCAAAUUUAAUCUUCUUUAAGACUUCUUAAGUUAGCUUUUAGGUGGGCUUUGCGUCUUGGCAUGUUGGGAGAAUUUUCUCUGGAAACUUUUUACUCCAGGCAUACUUUAUGAUUGAAUAAAAUGGAGUAUGACACAGAAGAUGUAUCAUGCGUUCUGUCCUUCUCCAAUUGAGUAUUGCAGAAAAUACCAAUGUGUAGCUUGUACACAAAGCUGAUGACCUGGGAUUUUAUUAUGCUGUGCUGAUAUCCACAAGGCCAGAGCAAAUUCUAACCAAGAUUCAAGUUACUGCAGUUAAGGUGAUUCAAAAUAUCACAAUGACUUGGGGCUUGACAAAAGGUUUAAAGGUGCUGUCAGCCAUUGUACAGAAUGUUGCUGCAUGUGAUGGAGUAAUGUGUAAUUGCCACCUCCAUGCAAAACACAUAAUUAAUUAUUCUAGCCUUUAUAAUAAUGCAUUGAUGCUUUUGAAUUACCUUGAUCUGCAGUGGCCCAACUUGUGUUUCAUUUGUACAGCCUUUGUAUGUGUGUCUUUAUCACGUAACCCAGUUUCUUCCCCAGCAAGUUAGGCUAAGGGGUCCUGCCAAACCCCGAAUGCCAACCACAGCACCCCAUUUCUUUGUCUUCAUGAAGAAACUGCAACUGAGAGGUGGCGUAGAGGGACGAACCCUGGAAAAUGUCGUCCAUUUGGGUUCUUACGGAUAGAUACGAUGGGCGUGGUCACUUACAUGACCUUUCAGAGUAUGACAGCGGGUCAUGGAAUACAUCCUACCAGCUGUCGGAAGAAGAGGACAGGAUUGAGGCACUGUGCGAUGAGGAGAGGUACCUGGCACUGCACACUGACCUGCUGGAAGAGGAAGCCAGACAAGAGGAGGAGUACAAACGACUGAGUGAGGCUCUGGCUGAUGAAGGUUCCUACAAUGCAGUGGCCUUCAAAUACAGUGCUGACUACUAUGAUCCCUCUCAGCCCACUGAGGAGGAGGAUGCUAACAAGGAAACCGAAGAGGCAGAACCCGAGGAGAGUGAGGAACCAUUCGUUGCUCCCCCAGGGCUCGCUAUCCCUCCUGAUGUGGAACUGCCUGCAACCAUCAAGACCCAUAACAUCAUCGAGAGGACAGCCAACUUUGUCUGUCAGCAGGGGGCUCAGUUUGAGAUAGUCCUAAAAGCUAAGCAGUCUGGCAACUCCCAGUUUGACUUUCUUCGUUUUGACCAUUACUUGAAUCCUUAUUACAAACACAUCCUGCGGGCCAUGAAGGAAGGUCGAUACAACCUUGUUUCCGCCAGCAAGAAAGAGCAGUCGCAAGACUCUCACUCGGAUGAUUCAGAUGAGGAUGGGGACGGGAGUUACCUUCAUCCCAGCCUGUUUGCCCCUAAAAAAUGCUCUCGCCUGGAGGAACUUGUGAAGCCUCUGAAAGUAAUGGACCCAGACCAUCCUCUGGCAGCACUUGUACGAAAAGCCAAACAGGAAAGAAAUGGCACUGCAGCAAUGGCAACUAAACCAGAGGAAGUGCCAGACCCAGCUGCAUCCAGCACACCAGCACAGUACACUACUGACCCAAAUUCAGCUGCAAUGUACUACGGGUACUACAUGCUUCCUGAUGGAACGUUCUGCUUGGCCCCACCUCCCCCGGGAAUAGAUGCCAGCUCCUACUAUAACAAUAUGCCCUCAGCUGUCAUGGCUCCCCCUACGUCUUCUGUGACUUUGCCUAAUCUGGGAACUACACCCACGGCUCUUGAAACUACCGCCUUGGCACCACCAGCUACAGCCCCCUCUCAGGUCACCAGUUCUGCUGCUUCUGCUCUUGUACCAGAAACCAGUGCAAAACCAGAAGCUCAAGUUCCCACACAAGCACCGCAAGCCAUCAUACCCCCACCACCUGACAUCCAGCCAGUCAUAGACAAGCUGGCCGAGUACGUUGCAAGGAAUGGUGUUAAGUUUGAGGCCAGUGUACGUGCCAAGAAUGAUCCACGGUUUGACUUUCUGCAGUCUUGGCAUCAGUACAACACCUAUUACGAGUUUAAGAAGAAUUACUUCAUGCAGAGGGAAGGAAGGUUCUUGCCAGAGAGUGAGACAGUAGAUGAUGAUGAAGAUGAUGAUGAUCAACUUCAGUCAGACACAUCAGCCAUAGAGUCCAAGCUGACAAAAGCCUCUUUUGCCCCCAUCUGUUUUGCCAUCAAGGCAAAAGAAAAUGACAUGCUGCCGCUGGAAAAGAACAGAGUUCGAUUGGAUGACGAUUCAGAUGAGGACAAGUUGCUGGAUGAGCAGGGGCUACAAUCUGUGUUAGACGGGGCUGACAUGGUGGAGCCUCCUCCAGUCAGUGCACCAGAAGAGAAGAGGCCCUCUCUCAGUUUGGAGGAGUUGGAGGCAAAACAAGCCAAGCAGAAACUGGAGGAUCGUCUAGCAGCUGCAGCCAGAGAGAAACUGGCCCAGGCAUCUAAGGAGUCCAAGGAGAAACAGUUACAGGCGGAGAGGAAGAGGAAGGCAGCGCUCUUCCUACAGACCCUCCGCAGUCCCUACGCUGGAGAGCCUGAGGCCAAGAGAGCUCAGCUAGACUCAUCUGCACAACUUGAGAUGCAAGAAGCCCUGUCUAUUCUGUCUUACCCUGCAUCUCCUCAAGUGUCCUCUGCACCACCUGCGUUUCCUCAGGAUCAAAGAACCACCGUGGACAACCAAGGAGCCCAUCGCAGCAGGGAGGCCCCAUCCUGCUCAUCCUCUUACACUACCUCCAGAGGAGCAGCCAGAGACAGAGACCGAGACAAAGACAGAGAGAGAGACAAAGACAGAGAGAGGGACAAAGACAGAGACAGAGACAAAGACAGAGACAGAGAUAGAGAUAGAGACCGAGACAGAGAAAGGAACAAAGGAAGGGACAAAGACAAAAAGAAGAAAAAACACAAGAGGAGGUCAAGAUCGAGGUCAAGGUCAAAAUCAAAGUCAAAGAGCAGACACUCCCUUCCCAGUGCCUACAGGAGAAACCGCAGGUCCCGAUCCCGCUCACACUCCCCGGGGAGAAGGGACAGGAGGGGCCCCUCGUCAGAGAGGAAACGAGAAGAGAGAGAGCGGGAGCGCUAUCAUCCCAGCAGCAGCUCCAGCCUGCCCAAGGGGCAUUCGAGAUCCAGGUCCCCUCCUGAAAAAAGGAGGUCAUCCUCAGGACAGAUGCAAACUGUGGGUUCCUCUCUCUCACCAUAUUCAGCUAGUCCCACGUCCAGCCUGGCCCACUCGAGGGGUGGUUCUCUGGAGAAAGACAAGGCAGUGUCCUCAUCCAUAGUAUCCUCUGUUCAGUCCAAAAUAACUCAGGAUCUGAUGGCCAAAGUGCGAGCCAUGCUUGCCACCUCCAAGACCUUCCAACCUCCCAAUUCCUAAAGCGAGCAUGGCUUUCAACUAGCCACAACAGCCUCAGCCAGUCAGUGAGCAUUCUCCAAUUUCCUGGAGAUUUAUUUGGCCUGGAUCUGUUUCAUCUCCCUGUGUUAAUCUUUGAUUCAUUAUUUCAUCUCGAUUUGAGCGCCGGCAGGUUCAGUUUGGCUACAUUAUGUCUUUUGCAGCAUUGUCAAAGUGACGUAAAGGCAGUCAAUGGGCUAAAAUACCUGGUUUGACACGUGACCUGAGAAAACAGCUCAUCAGCUGGGAGAUCAUGUCAGCAGUUGACAUGUUUUGGUACAGGGAGAAUCAAAUGGAAAUAAUCCAUAUUUUAUUUUGCAUCUUGUUUUAAAACACUCUAUUUUACUCCCACGUGCUGACAGUCAUUCUCUGCAGCAUACCUAAAGCUGCUGGAGGUCUUUAUUCUCUCCUUCUAUGAAGGAUUGUGUUGUUUUGAUAAUUGCAAUUCUCCUCCCUCAUCUACCAAUAUCUGCUGUUUUCCUACUAUGUCCUCCCCCAGCUGUCUCCAGCACCUCACCCUUCUACUUGAGAAGCCGUUUUAAUUUUCUUCUCUGUACUUCAGCUUUAGUGUGUGGCCUUCUAUUUCUGUUCUUGGUUUGUACUGUAAUAAAUUUAAUGCAGAACAACUUUGUAAUCCAAAGUGUCAAUAAAGUUUCAAUUAUGAUUUA